Chara braunii is the source of this 1606-nucleotide messenger RNA. Lineage: Eukaryota; Viridiplantae; Streptophyta; Charophyceae; Charales; Characeae. The record is from the annotation of a GenBank genome assembly.
CGGGGCUGAGCCAGCUGGGACCCCUCCCUAGACGGAGGGAGGGGUCAACGAGGCUCGAAAGUCUAACAGGGAGGGGCCCUACAACGUGUCGACAGCAGGUAAGUCCAGGAAGACACUGCCACACUGUACUCGUAUGCUUGCCUCCGUAUGAUCCCGUCUGUAAUCCACAGAGGGUCGUCGACGACUGAAAUGUUAUCAUCAGCAUUGACAUCUGCAGCACGUGGGCUCAGAAAGAAAGCUAGUUCUAUGUCUGGGAUAUCCUCAUUCUCCACUACACCGCUUGCCAAGAGUGCUCCAGCAACACCGACCAGACAUAUGCAGUGCAGCGGCCCCAAAUCUGUGGGCACAACUAGCUCCUGGAAUAAUAAUAUUGGAGCAGGCUAUGCGGAGCCCUUGUCUCCACCACAGCGGUCUAGUUUUGCUGGCAGCCCUGAGGAUUCUGGUGUGAGUCAAGGAGAAAGGUCAGAGGCAGAGUGUGGAGCAGUAGGUACGAGCACACCGGCUGCAUCUCCACCUUCUCUGGUUCGUUCCGGCACUUGCGUAUCAGAUGGCAGUGUAGAUAUGAGGUCGUGCAUGGAUUCUCCAGGCACACCUCGUCCAUUGAAACCUCGUUCCUGGUCUUGUGAUGACAAUGGCUUUCUACAAUCUUCUGCCGGGUCCUCGUUGGCAGGAAGUGAGGUUCAAGGUGGUGAAGUUAGACAAGGGCAAGGCGGAGCAGAGGUCUUCAACGGCGAUCGAAAGGGCAAUGGAGGAGUCCCUGUUGUCUAUGUGAAUGGAGGUGAGCCGUUGCAGCUAUUGGCCUAUCAAUACAAGAAUCUUACUAUGCUGAUGCUACUACCUUCUCUGCCCCUAAUUGCAAGUGCUGCAAGCGGUCUCAUCAGGGACCAGCUACUUGACAAGGGCAAAGCUGACGAUCUGAAGGUGGAACGUGGAUGCGGGUGCGACGUGGAGCCGAAGAUACCGGCUUGCCUUGCAUCUUUCGUUCGUAGCGUGCGAGAACAUCCGGAGCUGUUGCUUGGAGUUCCGCACGGGUCAACAACGGUCAGCUCUGUGACUGCAGUACGCAAAGCGUACCAAGUACUCGGUUGGCCUGUUGCCGUAGCGCCGCUGGGAGAUGAUGUUGCCGUAGCGCCGCUGGGAGAUGAUGUCGCCGACCUCUUGAAAACCGUCCAUAGAGGGUGGGUUUUACGAUCGUCCCCCGGGAUAAUCGUCAUGUUCCCCUGGCGUGUAAAAAGCCAACUUGGAGCAAUGAAAGACCGGGUAGACGGGCAAGUGGGCGGGCACCUGAAUGGUGAAGGAAGGUCCUUCGGGUGCAUCCCCAGUGGGUGCCACGAUCGGCCAAGGCCCCAUCCAUUUCGGGAGGAGCUUGCGAGAGAUAUCUUGUUCAAGCCUGAAUUCCGCGGCGGAAACCCAAACGAGAUCAUCGGCGCGGAAUGGGCAAGGAAGACGUUGGCGAUUGGCCUUUUGGCUCAUGCGUUGCUGUGUCUUGGCCAUCUGGUCGCGUGUCUUGACAAGUAGCUCUUGCAUCCGACGCAAGAAAAAAAGAUGGUCGUCGCUCUCAGCCGUUUGUGGAAUGAUUGUGUCCCACGACGAAGUGGCCGGCGAG